UUAAGCGACGUUAUUAUUCAAACUCGACUGACGUCGAGAUUAAAACAAACAGACGAGCAAAUUGUACGAAGAAAUCGGAGAGCUCGAGAUGAACUGAAAGCUACCCAUGAAAAUGGGUUGAAGAAAAGAAAACGCCGAUGAAGAGAGGUGUAAGUAGGAUUUUUUAAUCAUGUGGAGCCAUAUUUGUACAUUUUAUUUUGAAUAUAUAAAUUACUGACACUAUAUUGGAGAAAAGAAGAGGAGCAAAUGUGUCAUAGACUUUUAAUGUUUCAAUCGCAAAUUGCUCUGCUGCCCGUAUGAAGGCAGUUUGGACAUUACAUUUGUGGUUCAGUUUUACGAAAUGUAACUUUUCUGUUGAUGAAGAAAGCUCUUUCUUCACGUUAUUUUUACAGUAUGUUGUCUAUCUCAAGCUAUACAGAUCUUAGUGGAUUUCAGGGAUUAGAUUGAUAUCUUUUUGCUGCUCUUCCCCAUUUUCCACUGUGCUACCUCAGCAUGUAAUCAGCGUGCAAUCCAUGACUGGUUUGUGGAAGCAGUGAUCUGUAGAUGUUAUUUCUGACUGUAAUAUAGGCAUUUAUUUACUUAUUCACUUAUGGUUUCAUGUCGUCACAUGGAAAAGCUAUAAGCCGAUGCCCAGAACUCUCCAUGUCUCUUUUUCUUUAUACAUCAUCUUUCUUCGCUAACUUGUUGAAGUACAAUCACUGCAGCUGGGAGGAUGCAAAAUAUUGACCUUUAAACUCCUUUACUGAGAGCUGCAGUUACCACCUAUACUUUUUUUACAACUGAAGGAUUCAUGGAUGAACAUUAAGAUGCAGUAGAUGCAUAUAAUAUUGGUGCUUUAAAUGUUCUUCGCUGGUGUUUUUCAGUUGUUGAGACUCAAGUUGCAAUAUAUAGGAUAAAAGACAUUUCCAUCAAGUUUCUACCUUCAGGCUCUUUUGUUUUAUCUCCCCCCCACUGAACUUAUCAGGUGGGGGGGGGAGGGGUAAGGCCCAAACCAUGGAGUCCAACCCAGACAGCCCGAGUCGGGCUGUGGAGUAUCUUCUGGAGCUCAAUAACAUCAUCGAGAACCAGGCCAAACUUCUAGACACGCAGCGUAAACGCAUCGAGGAGCUCGAAACGCAGCUGAACCGGGUCAACCAGGAGAACCAGGACCUGCGGCAGGAACGAAACCCGGGGACCGAGAACUCGACGCAGAACCACAACUACAACCAGAGCUCUAAGCCCAGCCAGCCAUCAUCACUACCAAACCACAAUGCUGGAGGUGUCCAUCAGAACAGCAGCAGUAAUACACCCUCAUCUACGGUGCCUGGUCCAGCUCGACGGACUCACACCAGACUGACCCGAGGCCUGUCAUGUGGGUCAGCCCCUGUCGAGAAAGAGAGAGGCCGACUGGAGCGAAAUGACAGCUCUGGGACCAACAACACCUCGACUCUACGGAAACAUGAGGAGGAAACCCAGAGUUCAGCUUCACGUCCUUUUUCAGACAUUUCCAGCAGUAAAUCUCCUUACGUGCACAGCUCUGACCAUUACGGGGACAACAGCUGUGGCCCCCCAGGCCCUCGGGUGCCUUUUGUGCUCCCUCCAAGCCCAGCCAGCCUUGCCUGGGCACAUCGUACACGCAACCAGCCAGCUAGUCUGGCCCUACGUAAGCAAGAGGAAGAAGAGAACAAGAGGUGCAAAGCCCUAUCAGACAGUUAUGAACUCUCUACAGACCUACAAGACAAGAAGGUGGAGAUGCUGGAGAAGAAAUACGGGGGUUACUUCGUGAGUAGACGAGCAGCACGUACCAUCCAGACAGCAUUCCGUCAAUAUCGCAUGAACAAGAACUUUGAGCGCCUGCGCAGCUCAGCUUCUGAGAGCCGCAUGACACGGCGCAUCAUCCUUUCCAACAUGCGACUGCAGUACUCGUUUGAUGACCGACAGCCUCAACCUCCCACCCCGACUCACUACAGUCACAGUCCAGGAAUGGGUCCUCCGCAUUCUCCAACCUGCACCACAGAGCCAAGCUCCCCAUCACGACCGGAAUACACCCACCUAGAGGACUCCUUCUCAAAACAAGUGAAGUCCUUGGCCGACUCCAUUGAUGAUGCCCUAACGUGUCGACCACGCCGAGAUGAUUCCCAGGAAGGUAUAGGGGAUGGAAGUGGUGUUGUGGAUGACUUCGGCGAGUGCAUAUGGAGUAGCAACAGCCACGUAUCCUUACGAAGAGGUCUUGGAGACAGGGAUCGAGGAGGUACAGGGGGCUUGAGCAUGCACGAAGACAGCACAGCCACCUCCUACAGUGAUGUUACGCUUUACAUGGACGACGGUCUACCUUCCUCACCGCUUUCUCUAGACCGGGCCCCUAGCAGCACAGACACUGAGUUCUGGGGGGGUGUUGGAAGCGGGGUUAGUGGUAGAGAAGAUAGCCGUGACACAGAAGGAGGAGGAAGCAGCAAUAGCCGCCGAAGCACACCUUGCACAGAGUGCCGUGAUUACCGUUUAAGGGGAGGGCACUUACCAUUACUUACAAUUGAACCACCUAGUGACAGUUCAGUGGACAUGAGUGACCGCUCAGACCGAGGCUCCCUUAGCAGACAACUAGUCUACGAGCAGGACUCAGCAGGAGGAUCACCUCAAGGGACACUAAAGCACAACCCUAAUGCUCGUUCAACAUCCUCGACAGCUGCACAAGGUCAAACACGUCCAGCUAGCCGAUCGAUACCAUCGCACAUCCCACACCACAUGGCUCACCAUCAUCACCAUCACCACCACCAUCAUCAUCACCAGUACCCCGACACCCCUUCGUCCUCCUCCUCUCCUCAACAGCCCUCAAACACACCGCUCUCAUCCUCCUCUUCAGCACCACUGCCUCCUGGUGGCUCGGAGCAGCAGUGCUGCUCGGAUGGUGAUAAUGACUCACUGAACUCCACCACAAACUCUAAUGAGACCAUUAAUUGCAGCUCAGGCUCCUCUUCAAGGGAUAGUCUGCGGGAGCCCUUGCCCCCAUUAGGGAAACAGACCUACCAGAGAGAAAGUCGGCACAGCUGGGACUCUCCUGCCUUUAACAACGACGUAGUGCAGAGAAGACAAUAUCGCAUUGGACUCAACCUCUUCAACAAGAAACCAGAAAAGGGUAUUCAGUACCUAAUUGAGAAGGGGUUUGUGUCAGACACACCAGUGGGCAUUGCUCGCUUUAUCCUGGAGAGAAAAGGCCUGAGUCGGCAGAUGAUUGGAGAGUUCCUUGGAAAUAGACAGAAACAGUUCAACAAAGAUGUAUUGGAUUGUGUUGUGGAUGAAAUGGACUUUUCCGGAAUGGAUCUCGAUGAUGCUCUGAGGAAGUUUCAAGCUCAGAUAAAAGUCCAAGGAGAGGCCCAAAAAGUGGAAAGACUUAUUGAGGCUUUCAGUCAGAGGUACUGUGUUUGUAAUCCAGCACUGGUAAGACAGUUCCAGAACCCAGACACCAUCUUCAUCCUAGCUUUUGCCAUCAUCCUCCUCAACACAGACAUGUAUAGCCCCAAUAUCAAAGUGGAGAGGAAGAUGAAGCUGGACGACUUCAUCAAAAACUUGAGAGGGGUGGAUAAUGGUCAGGACAUCCCACGUGACUUACUGGUUGGAAUCUACCAGCGCAUUCAGAAAUGGGAACUGAGAACCAACGAUGACCAUGUUUCUCAGGUCCAGGCGGUGGAGAGAGUAAUAGUGGGCAAGAAACCAGUUCUGUCUUUGCCCCACCGCAGACUAGUGUGCUGCUGUCAGCUCUAUGAAGUCCCGGACCCCAACCGUCCUCAAAGGUCUGGAGUUCACCAGAGAGAGGUCUUCCUCUUCAACGAUCUGAUUGUGGUUACAAAGAUCUUCCAGAAGAAGAAAACCUCCGUAACGUACAGUUUCAGACAGUCCUUCCCUCUGGUGGAGAUGCAGGUUCACAUGUUCCAGAACUCCUACUAUCCUCAUGGUGUCAGACUAACAUCAGCUAUCCCGGGCGGUGAGCGUAAAGUUUUGAUUGUGCUCAUGGCCCCUAGUCAACAGGACCGCACACGCUUUGUCAGUGAUCUGAGGGAGAGCAUUGCUGAGGUCCAGGACAUGGAGAAAUACAGAGUGGAGUCUGAGUUGGAGAAGCAGAAGGGAGUAAUGCGGCCCAGCCUGCUCACCAACAGCAUUAUGGCUGGAGGAGUGGGUGGGGUCAAGAAUGAAGUGGUGAAUGGCACUAUGGGAAGGCCUAGUCUGGAUGACAACUAUUCACCAGGAGAGGGCCUCAAACGUACUGCUCUCAGCUCCUCACUGAGGGACCUGUCUGAAUCAGGGAAACGUGGCCGCAGAAACAGCGUUGGUUCCCUUGACAGUACAAUGGAAGGUUCCAUCAUUAGCAGUCCGCGGCCUCACCAGCAUUACCCAGUAGCCACCGUGCUCCCGGGAUGCUAUGGAACAGAAGGCUUCCGGCCUCAACGCCCCAUCCUGAGCCCCGGAGUGGGGGUGGGGGGUGGGCCGGGGCAGCAACACACACCUGCGGUGACUGGCGCUGGGCCAGCCUCCAGCAACACCGAGAGAGGAACGACUGGAAUGGGGACUGGGAGCAACAGCAACAACACUGGACCCCUUCCUCCCCCCUUACCCCUCUUAUGCCUCUCUCCCCUCUCCCCCACCAGCACCAAGGCCCCCCUUCACAGGCCGUGGGGCCGCAAGGGCCCUUGCCGGCUCAGACUGGAGCCGUACCUGGGGGGACGGGCACGGUCGAACGCGCCAAAUCCAAAUCUACCAACCGGAUCAGCACGGUAG
Messenger RNA from Sinocyclocheilus anshuiensis, 4749 nucleotides. Its product is annotated as IQ motif and SEC7 domain-containing protein 1-like. Gene Ontology annotation, biological process: actin cytoskeleton organization; regulation of ARF protein signal transduction. The record is from RefSeq and is a predicted model, not a curated record. Bases 994 to 4749 code for a protein of 1251 amino acids. Gene Ontology annotation, molecular function: guanyl-nucleotide exchange factor activity. NCBI's taxonomy places the organism in Eukaryota, Metazoa, Chordata, Actinopteri, Cypriniformes, Cyprinidae. The transcript is spliced from 14 exons.